This is a messenger RNA of Arxiozyma heterogenica, 1092 nucleotides long. RefSeq lists its product as uncharacterized. Bases 1 to 1092 code for a protein of 363 amino acids. The record is from RefSeq and is a predicted model, not a curated record. The transcript has a single exon. NCBI's taxonomy places the organism in Eukaryota, Fungi, Ascomycota, Saccharomycetes, Saccharomycetales, Saccharomycetaceae.
AUGCCUUUUUUCUACUACUAUAUUUCUCCCAUCAUCACUUCUAUCUCCCACUCUUUUCCCCUGUUCGAACCCUCUCCGAUGCCUUUUUCUACUACUAUAUCUCUCCCUUUUCUAAUUUACACUCUUUCCCUGUUCGAAUCCCCAUCGCCGUUUUUUUCUCUUUUAUCUGUUUACUACCCAUCUCUAUCUCUCACUCUUUUCCCCUGUUCGAACCCUCUCUGCUGCUUUUUUUCUACUACUAUAUUUCUCCCAUCAUCACUUCUAUCUCCCACUCUUUUCCCCUGUUCGAAUCUUCUCCCAUGCCUUUUUUCUACUACUAUAUUUCUCCCUUCUCUAUCUUUUACUUUUCCACUGUUCGAAUCCCCAUCGCCGCUUUUUUUCUCUUUUAUUUCUUUACAACUCAUCAAUACCUUCUACUCUUCCACCGUUCGAAUCCUUUCUGAUGCCUUUUUUCUACUACUAUAUUUCUCCCAUCAUCACUUCUAUCUCCCACUCUUUUCCACCGUUCGAAUCCUCUCAGCCGCCUUUUCUCUUUUAUCUGUUUACUAUCCAUCUCUAUCUUCUCCUCUUCCCCUGUUCGAAUCCUUUGUGAUGCCUUUUUUCUACUACUAUAUUUCUCCCAUCAUCACUUCUAUCUCCCACUCUUUUCCACCGUUCGAAUCCUUUCUGAUGCCUUUUUCUACUACUAUAUUUCUCCCAUCCUCACUUUCAUUACUAUUCUCUUUUCUCCUGUUCGAACCCUCUCAGCUGCCUUUUCUCUUUUAUUUCUUUACCACUCAUCAAUACCUUCUACUCUUCCACCGUUCGAAUCCUCUCUCAUGCCUUUUCUCUAUUACUAUGUCUCUUCUAUCUAUCCUCUACUUCCCUUCCCCUCUUCCAAGCCUCUCUCAUGCCUUUUCUCUAGUAUUAUUUCUCUUCCACUGUUCGAACCCUCUCUCAUGUCUUUUUUCUAUUACUAUAUUUCUCCCACUAUCUCACUACUCAUCAACUUCUUCUACUUCUUUUCAUUACUCCCUUCUCUUACUCUCCUCUAUUCCUCUUUUCUAUUCUCUUUAUCCUAAUAUCUUCUGUUCUCUAUCUCUCCAAAACUAA